This is a messenger RNA of Leptidea sinapis, 6344 nucleotides long. It is a transcript of the gene Atg5, whose product is annotated as autophagy protein 5. Bases 154 to 951 code for a protein of 265 amino acids. Gene Ontology annotation, cellular component: cytoplasm; phagophore assembly site membrane; Atg12-Atg5-Atg16 complex. Gene Ontology annotation, biological process: autophagosome assembly; nucleophagy; cellular response to nitrogen starvation. The record is from RefSeq and is a predicted model, not a curated record. The transcript is spliced from 5 exons. NCBI's taxonomy places the organism in Eukaryota, Metazoa, Arthropoda, Insecta, Lepidoptera, Pieridae.
UAGACAUUCUCUUUGCGUUAGAGUAAAAGUAUUCUGUGUCUUGUAUUUAUAAAUUUAGUAGCUUUUUGUUAUUUAUUAAAUUAUUACACUAAGCGGUUAUAAUUUAUAUUUUAUAAAUCAUAAAACACUUUUGUAAUAAAUAUAAGUUAAGUAAUGGCUAACGAUAGGGAGGUUUUACGCGAAAUAUGGGAUGGGAAACUUCCUGUAUGUUUUCAAUUGUACCAAGACGAAAUUAUGGAGAUUCAGCAACCAGAUCCUUUCUAUGUAAUGAUUCCUCGCCUUAGUUAUUUUCCUCUAGUAACCGAUAAAAUGAAAAGGCAUUUCUUGCGAUAUAUCUCACAAGAAAACGCUGAUAACGAAAUGUGGCUGGAUUAUAAUGGACAACCCCUGAAGUGGCACUUUCCUAUAGGUUUUUUAUUUGACUUAUAUUGUGGGAAUGAUGCUCAACUGCCUUGGAAUCUUACUGUUCAUUUUAGCAAAUUUCCUGAAAAUAUCCUUCUUCGCUGCCCUAACAAAGAUGUUGUAGAGGCCCACUAUAUAUCAACUGUUAAAGAAGCAGAUGUUCUAAAACAUAGAAGUCAGGUGAUGUCCACAAUGCAAAAGAAAGAUCAUAAUCAACUGUGGCUUGGCCUUCAAAAUGACAAAUUUGACCAAUUUUGGGCAAUCAACAGAAGGUUAAUGGAAUCUCACGGAGACAAUGAAGGAUUCAAACACAUUCCAAUAAGAAUAUAUUCGGAAGACGGCACAUGCAAUCAGUGCCUCAUAAGCCCCAGAAACUUGGAUGGAAGCCGUAAACUUGUUCAGCAAAUAAUUUCAGAGUUAUAUCCGGAUAAAAAUGAUGUGAAACUGCGUACUCAUGGUGUUAUAAUACCACCGGAUACACCACUUCAAUGGAUGUCUGAACACCUGAGCUAUCCAGAUAAUUUUUUACAUGUGUGUGUAGUGUGUUAGAGUACAUAAUAAUAUUGUAUUGUAUCUAGUCUCGCCAUAUUGUUACACGGAAAAUAUAUUUUUUUCUCUAUUGCAUAAAACAUUCACUACCGUUGUGUCUGUUAGUUUAUAAAUUAAUAAAAUAGCAUUCAAAUAUACAGUAUUGAUUGCAUUAUGCAAUCAAUACUGCAAUACAAUUUCAAUGUUAUUUUAUUAAUUAUGAAAUAAAUGAAAAUACAAGUCAUACUGGUCCACAGAACUAAAGUAAACUUAAGUAUUUAAUUAUUGUAUAAGCAAGCUCUUAACAAUUACGGAAGAAAUGAAAAUUGAUUUAAAUAUUUCAAUUGAAUUUUUAGAAAGUUCAAUCACUUGAAACAAUUCCGAAAGACAUUGACACAUAUUCCGAAAGCUCGCGUUAAACUGAAUCAACGAACACUCAAAAUGGCGAACAAAAUAAAGUUGUAAAUAGGGCAUACCCCACAAUUAUAGUUUAUCGAUACUUUUUUACACGCCCUUACCAACAACCUUAACAGGGCAUUAGAAACUGGUAUUUUGGUGUUAUUCGAAUUUUUUAAUAUUUUUAACAAUUAAUAAAUUAUUGAAUGGAUAAGCUUCUCUGGGAGUUUUCAAUGGGAACAAUAUAUUAUUUAAUAUGUGAGGAGUUCGAUAAAUUAGAUCUCAUCGUAACCUGUUGAUUUUGUAUCUCUUAAUGAUUUUAGUGCAGCUGCUUCGUGAUCGUGAGUGCAUGGCGUCAGAUAAAUAGAAUCAUUUACUGAUUUAACUUUUUUAUAGCAAAUAUCAGUGUGUAUUGUUAUAAUUGGGAGUCAGCAAUUUGUUGAGGCUUAUUUAUUAUACUUGUUUGUUUAUUCAUUUAUCGAUGUCAGCGGAGGGAAAUUUAUUGUCACUUUUGUUUUAGAUGAGGUCCCAAACAGCCAUAAACUUAUUUGAUGGUUUUCUUAUGUGUAAUUCACUAUCGUGGGGUUUUGCUCGCAAUAUCCAUAUUCUAAGAAGUUUACCGUAUUUUUUAAGUAACCGUUUUAGGUCAGGCCACUAAAUAUAAUAAUUUCGCAUUAGCUUCCUUUUUGUUACACACGAUACCAUUAGAUAUUUUGUAAUCCAUUUGGGGUUUUCUUAUAAUAUUAAUUUUUAUAACACAAAAGGAAAACAUAGGUUGAAGAAUAAUAGGUAGGUUUCAUGGAUUGAAUUGAACACUUCAUUGCAUUCAGUCUUGGUGAACGCUUCAAGAUAAUCUUGAAAUGCAGUCUAUAAAUUUAUGUAUAUUUUCUCUGGAAAAGUUAUUUCCGUUGUAGACUUAUUUAUAAUUUUCUAUCAUAUUUUCUCCAUUGGAAGGCGUGAGAUUUGGCAUGUAAUAUGAUAUGAAAGGUACAAGUGUUCUAACUUUUGACUUAGCUUCUUUAAUAUUACUCAUAUUAAAAAUGCUUAAUUUAAAAAUAUUAAUAAUUUAAACAAUUUUGUCUGGUCGGUUUAUCAUAAUGGAGUAUCAAAUUAUGGCAGUCCUUAAUUUGUUUGUACAUCUUAGUGUAUUUUGUUGCCUUUAUUAAAUCAAUAUUUAUAUCUCCACAAACAACAGUUUUAUUUUUCUUAUUGGUGAAUUUGUAUAAUAAUUACAAUUACAUCAAACAAUUACAAUUUGUCAAAAAAUUCAUUUAUAUCCAGAAUCAGGGAGUCAUCUAAAGGCAAAUAAUAUAACAUUUUGCUUUUAAAAGUUCAACUCACAGCAUUCAAAAACUUUUUCUGGAGCUAACUCGUUGCAAGCAGGCAGUGGUUUAAAUUCAACAAUUUUUUUUAAUAAGAUGGAAUCUUCACCUAUUUUCUCUUUUUGUCUGGAAAGGGAAGAUGCAAGCCUGAAACUUUUUAAAAGUAUAUUUGUUUCAUCUCCUAACUUUACAAAAUAUUCAGAAAGGCAUAGAACAUCCAUGUGCAGUCCUCGAACUCGUUGAGGGAAAUUUCUAAUUUAUUCAAAAGACCUGCUAUAUUCUAUUGGAAUAGAGAGUAGGCUAUCGGUGACUUAAGAUUCACAGCAGAGGAAAACCCCUGACUCUCAAGGCCUGUUGCUUUAAAUUAUGAAAAAUAAUAUGGUAUUGUUUUAACCUUGUCAAUUAUAUUUUUGUACAGGUGUAUGCCGAUGUUUUGAUAUCUUUUUCACAAAAUAUGGCGAUCACUCCUUGAUUAGGAUAUUCAAUUUUCCUGAUCUAUAUAUAUAUAUAUAGCCCUGGAAGAACAUCGUCAAUGUCGUAUAAUAUCAGCUUUGUAAUCUUCAUUCUAAUUAAGAAGCUUAUAUAGAGCCUAGAUCACAAAACAAUCUCGUCUUUAAAUAAAAAAUUUCUGUAGGUAUUAUUUUAUUUAUAUUAUACUAUUUAUUUCAAUUUAAUCAUAGUAUCCUUGUUAUAUUAUAAAUGUGAAAGUUUGUAUGUAUGUUUGACUUUAACGCAAAAUCUACUGAAUAGAUUUUGAUGAAACUUUACAAUAAUAUAGCUUACACAUCAGAAUAACAAAUAGGCUAUAAUUUAUAAAACUAUAGUGCGAAUUACACAAAAUAUAAAAGAAGUGUGAUUGUUACUAAUGAAUACAACUAGCGCCAUCUCUUAUCAACUAGCAAGCAAAAGAUCAAUACAAUUUAUAUGGCAAAACGUUUGCAGGGUCAUCUAGUUGUAUAUAUACACUGGCCUGCAAUUAAAUUUUUUUCUUAACUAUAGAAGGUAGAGAUUUAAGAUUAAAAACGUUUUGUUGCAAAUUGUAUAGGCUUUAAUUCUUAGAAACUAAAAUUAUACAUUAGUAACAUUUUUAACUUAAAAAAGAUAAAACAAUGAAAAUGGACAUUUUUAGUUUAGUGUAAAAAAAUUCAACUAAAAUGUAUUACAUGUUAUUUAAUUUUUAAUAAUUGGUAUUGCCUCCUCGAGCUCUGAUUACAGCUUCGAGCCGGUUUGACAUACUGAACACUAGGUUUCGGAGCCGAUGUUAAUAUUCUUCCAUUCUUCUACCAGGGCCUGCUUUAGUGCCCUGAGAGUAGUAGGUGGUGGUCUGCGAUUUCUGACUAGCCUCCCAAGCUCAUCCCAGGCGUGUUCAAUCGGGUUGAGAUCAGGACUUUUUGAUGGCCAAGCCAUCACGCUGAUACCGACCUCCUGAAUAUACCCUUGUACGAUAUGAGCCGUGUGUGGCCGGGCAUUAUCAUGCAUCAGCAUCGAUCCAUCACCCAUAUUUGCUAAAUACGGCCCUGCAUACUCAUUGAGAAUCUCUUUGAGCGUAUCUUUGCCCAGUGUGGGUGCCAUUUUCUAUGGCUACUAGCUCUGUGCGACCUUCUGAAGAUAUGCCAGCCCAUACAUAUACACUGCCUCCACCGUAUUGGACUCUUUCUGAGAUGCAGGCUUGAAGGUAUCGCUCACCAGGUCGCCUGUAAACACUUCGCCUUCCAUCAGAAGUGUAAAUGGAGAAUCGAGACUCAUCUGCAAACAAAAUUCUUGACCAUUCUUCUUCAUCCCACUGCAUGUGUUCACGGGCGUAUCGCAGCCUCGCUACUCGAUGCUGUCUCUCGAGUUUUGGGCCACUCGCUGGUCUUCGGGGUUUCAAAUUUGCUUCAGCAAGUCUUCUUCUCACUGUACUGCCACUAAUGUAGUCCCUCCGGGUCUGAAGUAGCUGUUGCUGGACUUCAACUGCAUUUUGGUGGAGAUUUCUUAACACAGUGGAAAUAAUAUAACGAUCUUCUCGGGCACUGGUACACCUGGGUCUGCUAUUACAAGGUCUCCUCAGAUGGUGUCCAGUCUCUUCGUACCUUCGCUUUACCUUCUGGACCGUUCGUACCGUCACACCCACCAUUCUUGCAGUGCGACGCAUACUGAUGCCUAGUUCCAGAAAAGCCAUGAUCCUAGCACAUUCUUCAACUGAAAGAGGAAUGAUAAAUAAAUGUUAUGUGCUUUUUAGCAUAAAUUUUUAAAACAAGACCCAUCGAUCUUGAAAAAAAUUUAAAACAGAAAGAAAAAUGUGAAUGGUAAAAUUGUAAUUCGGAAACGUCCACUUUGAAAAAGGAAUGGUUUUGUUUUUGAAGUUUUAUUUCAGCCAAUUCCUAAAAGAAGGUUACCGACUAUAAAGUUCUUAUGUACAAAAUUAAAUUCUCUCUGGAGUCCUUUUUAUUUCGAAAGUAUAUCUUGUGAACUUAAAACGUUAACCCAAUUUUAAGUGUGAUACUUACUUUUGAAGGCCAGUGUAGUUAUAAGAUUUUUUUUGUUUGAAUAAAUAUUUACGGUUUUUCUGUAUUCCCCCUUUUCUGAAGCUAGCAGUGAAUGUGUUAAGAAUUUGUUUUGAAUAUACCUUACUAUUUAUUUUUAAAUUAUCGGCCAAAUAAUGGCCAGUCUCUAUUAAGACCAAAUCCUAAGUCAUAUUUUAAAAAACGUGACAUGGUUUUAGAGUGUAGAUUUAAUAUUCAUUUCCUCAAAGCAUUUGCUUCCUGGCAGGAAUUUCGAAUUCUUUCCUUCACUGCUUUGAUAGGCUGUUUCAUAGAUUCACUUUAGGUUUUAGUGAUAGACGUGCCACUGAUGUUUUUAUUUUGUAAAAUCAGUGUACCCAGGCUAAGAGAUGGCGGUGUGUUAUUUUUACGCCCGUAGCGUACCGCCGCUAGAUGGUGCUCAUUAUGGUCAUACUAUUGUUGUAGACCUUAUUGAUUGCAUAUUGAUUAAUAUUAUAGUUAGUUAUUUAUUUGUGGAUGGAAAUUCAAAUUCGUGAGUUAUUGUUGGAAGGUUACCUUUACAAUAAGACUAGGCAUACACACAUACAAGAUAGUCAACUAUUGUUUUAAUAAGUAUCUUAAGUAAGUUUUUUGCUAUUACUAGUACUAUCAAUCCAGCAUGUAUGUAAAAUGAUUGCCAUCGUGAUGAAGUUGCAGCGUACCUAAAAAUAUAGAUGGCAGCAUUUUCAAUGCAAUUUUUUUUCAUGUGCCAAUGCAGGGAAAUUGCAACUCCCUUGGCUGUUUAGUACAAAUCCCUAAUACGUGGAGAACCAGAGUUUUUUCUGUCAAAAAUAAAUGCUGUUUCAAUGUACCUAUGUAUCACUAACCCAGAACAUAAACAUUAGAAUAAUACCAAACAUGUAUGUAGUUUCAUAGUUGUACAGUUUUUAGUUUUUGCUAUCACAAAAAUAUUUAAUGGCGCGCAAAUGAAAUAACAUUUUUUUAAAUAUUAUUUAUUUUAUUAUAUUUUCUCCUUUAGUGGGAAAGGCAAAGGCUGAGCCAUGCAGCCAUCGUCAAAAAAUACAUAGUGAAUAUUAAUGUUAGAAUGAGAGGUUCCAAAUCCAAACGUAAUAUAUUUUUUAAUUAUUAAGCAUUUAUGGCCAGACUAGUAAGUAUACUAAUAUUUAUUCACCAUUUUAUAUUGUAAAUUAUUAAAUACAACAUUGAUCUCGUU